This is a messenger RNA of Xyrauchen texanus (razorback sucker), 7361 nucleotides long. It is a transcript of the gene dlc1, whose product is annotated as DLC1 Rho GTPase activating protein. Lineage: Eukaryota; Metazoa; Chordata; Actinopteri; Cypriniformes; Catostomidae. Gene Ontology annotation, molecular function: GTPase activator activity; protein binding; lipid binding. The transcript has 18 exons. Gene Ontology annotation, biological process: actin cytoskeleton organization; regulation of Rho protein signal transduction; signal transduction. The coding region runs from base 432 to 5576 and encodes 1714 amino acids. The record is from RefSeq and is a predicted model, not a curated record. Gene Ontology annotation, cellular component: membrane raft; focal adhesion.
AUGAAUUCAUGCUUAUUUCUCACUUAUGAGAAUAAUUUUGAACUUAGUGUUAUUAGAUUUUCUUGUCUUUCAACAUUUCCAUUCUUGUGGAUGCCUGGAUUGUAUUUAUUGGACUUUGAUUGCAUGUGACCAUAGAAAAGUUUUUGACCCCUGGAGACACAUGACCUCAAUGUCCUGGCUGACUGGAGAACAGAGCCAGCUGUGUCAGAGGGUGAGCUCACCGCACGGCAGGGAAAGCUGGUAACUGGUCGCUCCAUCGCCACAGACCGUCAGUGCAAGCUCACAAGUGACACACUCAAAAAGCCAGGAGAGAGGAUAGGAAGAUUUAGAAGACAAGAUUAGGAGAACCAUCCAGAAGGACUUGUGUCUGGUUUUGUGCUUUUCGUGGGCUGUUGUAAUAAGACUCUAUGGGCUAGAAGAGGGAUCUGGCCAUGCCUGUUGCCAUACGUGAGAAAAUGUGGGAGGACCAUGUGACCCUUCGUUCAAGACUUCAGUACAGUUAUGAUGACCUAGACUUGGUCUGCUGCCAUGCCAAUGAUGGGAACAAAGAAGCACCUUUUGGGCGAUCUGGUAGGGUCAGGUGUGUAUCGAUGCCUGAGUGUGGUCAUUACCAGCCUUGGAUGUUAUCCUGCCCCAAGGAUGAUGUGGGAGAGGGUACAAGAAGGAUUAAGACAAUAGUGCAUAAUUUUAUGGAUGGAAAUCCACACAACAAUGAAGGAGAAAAGGACCGACCAUUGGUGCCUGAGAGAAACACUGGAGAUGGUCUAAAUGAGGCAGCAAGGCACAAGAGUGGCCAAGAUAGCAAGAUAUCUUUAGAUAGUUUAGCAGAUAAAGAUGAAUUGCAACAUUCCGAUUUGGGAAAUUUGCCAACUCACCAUGAAGAUCAUGAUAAUAUGGAACUACACAAGAAUAAUGUGUCUGCUUCCCCAAAACUAAGAGUAUUGGCUCAAAUAGAAGACACAGAUGAGUUUAAGACUAAGGACAAUAUAUCUAUAAAUAACUAUGUUCAAGACUCUUCUGAACUAUCUUACAAAAGUGAAACUUCUGUAGAAUUACUUGAAAACACUGAUGCAAUGGUGAAAGUCACUGAGGGUAGUCAGAAGUUCACAGACAUAACGAAUCAACCUCCCACCUCUGAUUCACAACAGAAACCUGCUGACCCUAACAAUAUUGUGCAAAGGAAAUGUGAAACAUCUGAACAGAAUAGUUUAAUAAGUAGCAAAGUUGAAUGCUCAUACACAGAUGAAACUAUGGUCCAAAACUGUACAACUGUGGGUUUACCAUCACCUACUCAAGUUACUGAUCCUAACAUUCCAGAAACAACCUUGGAGCUUCAUGAUAUCACACAAUGUCUAAAACACAAUGGAAACAAAGAGGCUAAUGGCUAUUUUGAGAGUUUUGAUCAUGAAAUGUUAAAGGAUGGAAGCCUUGGUCAACCUGCUGGUGAAACUUCUCUUUUGGAAACACAUGAAAAAACUGGCACCGUGGAAACAUGGCAUAAUUUCUCCUCAAAACUCCAAACCAUCCAUGAGGGAUCUUUACCUGAGUCGAGAGAUGAUACUUCUACUAAGAUCACAGCAGAAAUGCCAGAACGUCCAAUAUCUACAGAGUUAAGAAUCCCAAGGUUUGGUGAGAAUAUGACAACCUAUUCUGUGGAUCAAAGCUCAAGAAGAAAGGAACAUGGGUCCAAACACAUAAAACACUUAUCGACCAAUGAAACAUCUACAACAAAUCAUGGAAUCAGGGCAGAGCAAGGCUCAACUAGAGGAGGCUCUCAACCUGAGGGACUCUACGAGGAACAUCAAACAUAUCAAAAUACAAAUACAUCCAAAGACCCUGAAAUUGACCAAAAACCUGUGGGUUCCCUCGUCAAACUUCGUAGAAGGAAGAGCUCACGAGAGGACAGAGAAAAAGAGAGGUCACGUUUGGACUCAAUGGUUCUGUUAAUAAUGAAACUGGAUCAGUUGGACCAGGAGAUUGAGAACGCUCUAAGCUCCACCUCCUCCCUCAAUGGCACUCCCAACCUAAAAAGGCGCAUCAUUUCUGAUAUGGGUUUGGAAAUGAUGGAUUCAGCAGGAAGUCUUUCAGCCUCCUCCCAGUCAUUAAACAUCCCACUUUAUCCCUCCUCAUCGUCACUGUCUUCAUCAGGACCCUCAGGAACCUCUGGGGCUAGACCAAAAAAUGAGGCCUCUGCUGUACUUUCUGAGAAUAACAGAGCAGAGAUUGAGGCAAAGGAGGCAUGUACAUGGCUGAGGGCUGCAGGAUUUCCACAGUACGCCCAUCUCUAUGAAGAUGGUCAGUUCCCAAUUGAUAUUUCCUCAGUUACCAGAGAUCAUGACUUCCUGGAUCAGGAUGCCAUUGAGGCAUUGUGCAGGAGACUGAACACCCUAAACAAGUGCGCUCUUAUGAGAUUAGAGAUCACUCCUCAAAGAAAAAGAAGUGAGGACUCUGAUGAGGAUGAGCCAUGUGCUAUAAGUGGCCGUUGGACUUUCCAGCGGGACAGCAAGCGUUGGUCUCGGCUGGACCAACUGGACAUAGAUGUGUUCUCUCCCCCAGCUGGAGAUACUGGCUCCUUCCCUCCUUUUCUUCCCCAAGAUGACUGUUUUAUCAGAGGCCCCCUUCUAAAAGAGGGAGUUAAUGCCAGUGCUGAGAGUGUAUUAACAGAUCUAAGUGAGCAGCCAGAGGUGGGCUCUCUGCACAGCGCUGGUAGUGGAGGUCGAAGCAUAUCCCUGAGUACAACUGUACCAUCCAGUCCUGCUAUAACCAUCCCCAAUGCUAACACAGCCACCACAACCAGGGCAAGCUCAGUUGCUAGCGUUUGUUCCUCUGGAACUUCAGGCGCCAAUGAAGACUCCAUGUCUGAUGGACUUCCAUCACCACUAGAACGUGGUACCUUUGCUUUUGAUAUAAUACCCAGCUUGAUAAGUAGUGGCGCUGAAAAAAGCACACGUUCAAGAGCAAAGAGCUUCUUGAAGCGCAUGGAAAGCUUGCGGCUACGCACUAGUAGCAAUGCGGCCUCCAAGCGCAAGCAGAAGGUUGCAGUCGGGCAAGGGAGACUGGAGAUCAGCGGGCCAGUGCUGAAGGAGGGUCUUGAUGAAGACAAACUUCGGCGCCUCAACUGUGUGGACAUCACAACUCUGGAUCGCAAUUCAAACCAAAACCGAAGCAUCUCAUAUUCAACACAGACAAGCAGUGGGAGUGCCGGGAGUAGCCAAUCAGAGGCCAGCAGUGGGAGUACUGUAAGUACACCCAGUCCGGUCUCAAGAGCACGUAGUCACAGCACGGCAGCUGGGUCCACCAAGAGGGGUGGGAUGUACCUGGAAGGCUUUGACCCAUUUAAUUUUGUUGUUCUGAAACCUUCAGAAGACCAGGAGGAAAAACAGAACCACCAGAACCAGAAUAAGCCCAGUAAAACUGCUGAGAAUAACCGGCGCAACCGUCAGAGGUCAGAUACUAGACGAAUGGAUGAAGAGGAGAAUAGGGAAGAGGAAGGAGGUGUAAUUUUCUUCUAUUUGCCAGAAGGCCACAAGCCUGGCACUUUUCCGAAAGCACUUGCUGAUGGGGGAUCCUACCGUAGUGGUGAUAACAUAAGUCAGCGCCCACCACGGAGAGGCUCUGCUACCUCAAUAGACAGUCGAAUGAGUAUCUAUGAUAAUGUUCCUUUCUUAGAAAUAGGAGAUGAAGAGGAUGAAGCAGAAGGAGAGCAAGAGCCAAAACUGGAGGAUGUGCGAAUAAGUGGCCUGCAGCAAUUGGUCAAUGCCUGGUCAGAAACAGGAACUGGGGAAGAGGAUGAAGAUGAAAUGGAAGGGGAUUCAGAUUCAGCCCUUGAUUCUGCAUCUCCCUGUCCAUCAUCCCCACUGCAGAAUCGCUUAGAAGAGACAGAGAAUGGCAGUGAUCAGGACAGCACUGGAAACCCGCUAAUAGAAAGGGACGAAACACUCAGUGGACGUGAGAGAAGUGACUCUGGUGUGGGAGCAUCACUUACACAAGCCAACAGACCUCAAAAGCUGCGCUGGCCAAGUUUUCAGAGAUCCCACAGGCCAAGUCUGUCGUCAACAGUGUUACAAGUUGGAUGUCAGUCAGUUCUGCAGAUGAACCUCCUUCAGAAGUACAGCCUGCUCAAACUUACCGCUCUACUGGAGAGAUACACACCCACCAACAAGCAUGGCUUCAGCUGGGUUGUUCCCAAGUUCAUGAAGCGGAUCAAGGUACGAGACUACAAGGAAAGGAGCGUGUUUGGAGUUCCACUGCAGGUCAUAGUUCAGAGGAGUGGGCAGCCUCUGCCUCAGAGUAUACAGCAAGCCAUGCGUUACCUACGGAGCCAAUGCCUCGACCAGGUUGGGCUCUUCAGGAAAUCUGGAGUGAAAUCACGCAUCCAAGCCCUUCGCCAAAUGAAUGAAUCAUGCGGCGCUGGUGGGGGUGGUGUUAACUACGAGGUCCAAUCAGCUUAUGACGUGGCUGACAUGCUAAAGCAGUAUUUCCGAGAUCUUCCAGAACCUCUGCUUACCAGCAAGCUGUCUGAUACCUUUCUGCAGAUAUAUCAAUAUGUUCCCAAAGAGCAGCGUCUGCAGGCGGUGAGGGCCGCUAUUUUGCUGUUACCCGAUGAGAACCGUGAGGCCCUGCAGACUCUGCUGUGCUUCCUUAGCGAUGUAACGGCCAGUGUGGAUGAGAACCAGAUGACCUGUACCAACCUGGCUGUGUGUCUGGCUCCAUCUCUCUUCCACCUCAACACAGUGCGGAGAGAGAGCUCCUCACCCAGGGUUAUGAACAGAAAGAACACCCUGGGGAAACCAGACCAAAGGGACUUAAACGAGAACCUGGCAGCCACACAUGGCCUGGCGCACAUGAUACAGGAGUGCCGAAAACUCUUCCUGAUUCCGGAGGAGAUGUCAAGCUGUAGAAACUCUUACAUGGAGCAGGGCUUGAGUCCAAUGCGGAUGGAAGGGUUGACGAAAGACUGCGGUUCUCGUAGCUACCAGAAUCUGCUCAAAGAUAGUCUAGAUGCCCUGCUGAAAGAUGCCAAGGACAAGUUCAAGGGUUACGACAGCUGCUCGACUCCUGAAAAUGCUGAACUUGCAUAUAAGAAGGUUCAGGACGGAUCAUCUCUACGGCAGUGGAAAGUGUGUGUAGAGGUGCCUGCGUCGGCAGAGGAAGUCUUGCAGCGUAUCCUUCGAGAGCAGGAACGCUGGGAUGAGGACCUGAUAGAUUGCAGGGUUGUGGAGACACUGGAGCAUAAUGUGGAAGUCUAUCAGUACGUCAGGAACUCUAUGGCACCCCAUCCACCCAGAGACCAUGUAGUGCUCAGAUCAUGGGUAACGGACUUGCCUAAAGGAGUGUGUGCUUUGGUGUGCAUGUCGGUGGAUCAUGAGAGUGCAGCAGUGUUGGGCAUUCGUGCUAAUGUUCUGACCUCUCGCUAUUACGUUGAACCUUGUGGACCUAACAAGAGUCGACUCACGCACAGCUCAAGAAUAGACUGCAGGGGUCGAUGCCCUGAAUGGUACAAUAAGCUGUAUGGACACCUGUGUGCUUCUGAGGUGGUGCGGAUACGAGACUCCUUUACCUGCCUGGAAAAAUAAACACGCACACACCUAGAGUGUGCUUUGACCGUUAAUUUUUCUUCUCAACAAACUUUUAUGGUUAAGCGGAAGAUUUUAUACUCUCGCAUCAACAUACGGUCUGAGCGCUUUUAAUGAUAUGGACAGAAAGUGACUACCUAAACCUACAAGCUACAAAAGUCAAAGGUCUUGCCAUUUUUAUUGGCAUGGCAAUACAUCAAAUGACAAGCCUGAAAAACUAGAAAGGGCAUGCCUGCUGCUAUGACAUCAUCAUUGACAUUGCAAUGUUUGACCUUGUUACUGAUUAUGUCGUAGUGUGACAACAUGACACCGGAGGUGCUAUUGCUUCUGAGAAGCUUAUAUGUGUAUUUGUGAAUGACUAUGUGAACGGGAACAUGUGUUUGAUAUUAUAAGUUACAUGUAGUAAGUAUGACACGUUUUGUGCGCACAGUAUGUAUGAUUCGUGACGUAUGCAUGAAUUAUUGACAAUUGAGACAUAUUCCAUGCACUGGCAUCCUGCUGCAAUAUAGUGUUACCUAUUCUGUUUGUGUGUGUGUGUGUGUGUUACUUUUACACAGUUAUAUAAGUGUCUGCAAAGCUGUGUACAGUGCUUUAGUUAUGUUAUGUCUGAGUGAAUGGCCAGAUGGAUGGAUGGACAAACAGAUGUUUGUCUACACUAAGAACAGGUGGUGGUGGCUGGAACACCUAUGAAAGAAUGACAGGAAGUGUUUGAUAGAGGAAAAGACUAGUGCAUGUAGGCAACAGCACCUAAACCAAAGCAGAGACCAAUACAACAAUGGACCAAUUCUUCAAUAUUUAGAGUAAAAUAGAAGAGUCAGCUCCAAGACUCCAAAACAUAAUGUAAAUGUGAUUUUCUCACAGAGGCCUGUGAUUGGAUGAAAUGUCGACCAAUCAAAUUCUUUAGAACUUAAGGACUAGUCAAGGAGCUCAUCCAAGGAGCUCAUCCAUUUUUAUAUCUCAAUCUGUGAAAGGUGUGAGUUCUGAAAAACUCAAAGGACAGGAAAAGAAUUCAGGAGCGUUUUGUUUAGGUUGAAUGUAACAUGUUUGACUUUAGGAAAUCGAAGUGAAAAAAGGCUACCAUUGGCAGCAAUUUUGUCUGAUCAGAAGAUGGUUGAGAAUGUAUGAGUAAUGAGUUUGUGUUUGUAUGUCAGUGUUAACCAGAAAUGAAGUAAAAGUCUAAAAUAAUAACAAAGUUAGCAUAUACACAUAACUACACCCAGGGUUAUAGCCACACAGCAGAACAGAGUAGGAAUGCUGUGAUCAUCAAACAGAUUUCCUUGACUUACAAAUGAGGAACAUAGCAAGCAAUUUGUCAAAUAAAAGUCAGCAAUAUCUGCAGUAUUACACUGCCAAGUUCUCAAAGUGGCUGGAAUAGUAUAGAAGCUAGUGUAGAAGAAAGAGACAGACCAGAUUUAAUCAUGUUGACAAACAUGAUGGUUUAUUUGAGCCCAGCACUCCUAUUAUGACAUGCUGCUUGACUGGGCCCUGGGUUUGAUGUCCAUACUAGAUUUACUACUACUUACCGUGCCUGUACACAGCGGUCUGUAUCAUAAACGUGUGUAAGUUAAGUGUAUGCUGCCAAAUGGAGAAUAACGCAUGACAAUGACAGUUAAUUUAAAAUUCCCUGUAUUUAUAUCACUCAUAUUGUGUUUUGUAUGUAUCUUAUUUUAUUGUAAAUGUUACACUAAGUUACAGAAUUGAGAAAGCUGUUUAUCUUUUUUAUUAAUGCUAUAUCUGUACAGAUUAAUCAUGGUCAAAAUGCACUAUUAAAUGUAUUAAAAAAUA